AUGGCCUCAGGGAAGACGCUGAAGCUGGCCGUCUACGAGCUGCUGCAGUUCACGGGCCUUUGUGCCACCGUGCUCGUUAUCAUGGAGAGGUUCGCCCGCCUCAUAAGCAACGUGGAAGGCUGCGACAGCACGGCCUACUGGCUGGUGGUGGCUGUCUCGGUCGCCUAUGUGACCUCUGCGACCUUGCUUGUGUGGGUGCCCCUCAAGUACCAAAUCCUGAAGAGGAGGAGACUGACGGACAAAAUCACACACUGGAGACCAACAGCGCUGGCGUAUGUCAUCUUGUGCACACUACCGUGCUUCGCUAUUUUAAUAGCCAGCUCACAGGUACAAGUCAACUCGGGCAUGAGACUCGAUCACUUUGAUGAGCUGCCCGUCUCCUUGGUGAUGUUCUCCCUCAUCUGUGUGGACCUGGUGGAAAGGAUACGACCCUGCAGGCUGCUCGGACAAGCAGACAGCGUGGACCUGAACUUUGACCUGCCAGGUCCAGUCUUGACCCACCUGGAAGCAGUCAGCUCCGUCUCCAGCCAGCUGCCCUCUGAUGAAGCCCAGCAGAAUGGCGCCCCAGCGAGACAAGCGGAGCCCGGGAACAAGACCGUCGCCCCCCGCAGGGGGCAUGACGUGGCUGGCCGCUCCACGCCACUCAGCUCCAGAGCGUCUAGCGUAGCCUACUUGUACUCCUCCUCGUCCUCACGUCACUUCUCGCACCCACUGGGCUUCCUGGGGAGGAGGGACAGGAGGUCAGAGGUGUUUAUGGAUUGUUUCUUGUUCUGGUUCGAUACCGUGGAGAUAGUGCGAGUGUCCGGCAAGCCGGAGGUCUUCUACUCACCUUGGGUGUACCCCAUCUUCAUUCUGGCCUUCCUGUCCACCCUACGCAUGGUCCUGGCCCCUCACAGCCCCUGGUUAUCCUCAGCUGGUGUGGCCCUGCAGGACGUGCCCUUCUUCAUUCUGCGUGUGGCCCUUAUGGCGGUUUUUGGACUGGUCACGCCCAUCUUGUACCUGCUGAAGAACGCCCUGGUCAGCCUGGCCUUCUUCUACUUCAUCUUCAUGACUAAGAUGAAGUUGUUUAAGAGGCGGAGCAUGUUUUGAUCAGGACGCGGAGGAGGAGUAGAACCUUAAAGUGUAAAUAUUGAAAUGAUUGGCCAAUACUA
Dunckerocampus dactyliophorus (ringed pipefish) is the source of this 1151-nucleotide messenger RNA. It is a transcript of the gene tmem236, whose product is annotated as transmembrane protein 236. NCBI's taxonomy places the organism in Eukaryota, Metazoa, Chordata, Actinopteri, Syngnathiformes, Syngnathidae. The transcript has 4 exons. The coding region runs from base 1 to 1089 and encodes 362 amino acids. The record is from RefSeq and is a predicted model, not a curated record.